UCAACAGUGGUAUUGCAAGGCAUGUUUUGCAACAGACUGUCAAGUCAGUUAGCAUUGCAGGAGGAGAAGAAGCAAGGGAAAAAACAGGAACAGUUAGUGGGCAAUGGACUCCCCAGGCUCCUCACAGGUGAUGCAUUUUAUACCUCUGUUGUCAAACACCAGAAAGCUGCUGAAGAAGAAGCAGUGGCACUUGAAACUCAUUGGCAAGAAAGGGACAAAUGA
Molecule: messenger RNA, 222 nt
Organism: Suillus subaureus
Lineage: Eukaryota; Fungi; Basidiomycota; Agaricomycetes; Boletales; Suillaceae
Exons: 1
Source: RefSeq, a predicted model, not a curated record